Messenger RNA from Penicillium waksmanii, 510 nucleotides. RefSeq lists its product as uncharacterized. Bases 1 to 510 code for a protein of 169 amino acids. Lineage: Eukaryota; Fungi; Ascomycota; Eurotiomycetes; Eurotiales; Aspergillaceae. The transcript has a single exon. The record is from RefSeq and is a predicted model, not a curated record.
AUGCCAUCCUCAACGCCCGCCGGCACCUCCGCCACCCCCGAUGCCCUCGAAUCAGACCUCCUCACAAAGCUCUCAGCGACAUCAGCACUAGAAGAUUUGCAGGAAACUUUGCUGGGCUCGCUACACCGUGCCGGCUGGACUGAGCGGGUUACUAGUCUUGCUACCGAGCUCCUUCGCGCCGGCCGCUGCGAGACAUUCGACGACGUGAUGGACGCGGUGGUCGCCUCCGCGGAGGGCAGAUCGCAUCCGGCAUUGGGAUCCAAACACACAUCAGAUCAUAAUGGGACUGCGACUCCAAACGGAACGAAAGAAGGGAAAGCCAAUGGGACCAAAAAGGGUAGCAAUAAAGACGCAGAAAGUCAACCCUACGACCCGAUAAAAUAUAUUGAAGAUGUGGACGUGCGCAUCCCGGAUACAGUUGUUGACGAAGGUGUCCGAGGAUUAAAAGAUAUAUUGCGGGAAAUGGUGGACCUGGAAGAUGAGAAUACCCCCAACGGAGACAAAAAGUGA